CUUCCCUGUACAAUAUUUUAACAUUUAAAAUUCCUCCAAUGUUUUGACCCAAAUCCCUGUUCUUCAUUUCAUUUCAUUUCAUACCUCAACAACACUUCAAAAUCAAAAUCUUCUGUUGAAUUUCAAUAUCAAUCAUUAAUAGCUUUUUGGCAAGUGGGGUCAAUACCAAAGACUCAUCAGUUUUUUAAUACAUUACAUUUUUGGGUUCUCUUUUCAACACGCAUAUUCCGCGUUAACAGAUUCAGAUUUUGAUUUGGAUUAAUGGGUCUCUAUAAAGUUUGUAACUUCGUUGAAGAGACUAGUGAUUUCAGUUAACAGGGUGUUUCAACAGUUUCAGUUUCAAAGAGAUGGAUAUAACAGAAAUUUCUAUCUUACAUCAUGUUGGGAUUGUGCUGAUUUGCAUCUGGUUGCUAUCUGCAUUCAAUUGCUGCCACCCAAUUGCUUAUUUUAUUUCUCUGAUCUAUAUUUAUCUGGUUCAUGAGCGUUAUGUUAUCAGGCUGCAGAAGAAGUUGCAGCAUGAGGAGUGGAAACAAGCUAAUCAAAGAAGGGUGCUUUCUGAUUCUGAAACAGUCCGGUGGUUGAACCAUGCAGUUGAAAACAUAUGGCCCAUAUGUAUGGAACAAAUUGCCUCUCAGAAAGUUUUACUCCCUAUCAUACCAUGGUUCUUAGAGAAGUACAAACCUUGGACUGCUAAAGAAGCCUUAGUUCAGCACUUAUACUUGGGAAGGAACCCACCUUUGUUUACUGAAGUGAGGGUGCUUCGCCAGUGUGAUGAUGACCACUUGGUUCUGGAGUUAGGAAUGAAUUUUCUUACAGCUGAUGAUAUGAGUGCAAUACUUGCUGUGAAACUGAGAAAGAGAUUGGGCUUUGGAAUGUGGGCAAAGCUGAACAUAACUGGAAUGCAUAUUGAAGGGAAGGUCUUGGUAGGGGUAAAAUUUAUGCAGACAUGGCCUUUUAUUAGCCGUUUACGCGUCUGCUUUGUUGAGCCUCCAUAUUUCCAGAUGACUGUUAAACCUAUCUUUACUCAUGGGCUUGAUGUUACAGACAUUCCAGGGAUUGCAGGGUGGCUUGAUAAGCUUUUGUCUAUUGCUUUUGAACAGACCCUUGUUGAGCCAAAUAUGCUGGUUGUUGAUGUUGAGAAAUUUGUUUCACCACAACCAGAGUCUUGGUUCUCGGUGGAUGAGAAGGACCCUGUGGCUUAUGCAAAAAUAGUUGUUGUUGAAGCAUCUGACAUGAAGCCAUCUGAUUUAAAUGGAUUAGCAGAUCCUUAUGUGAAAGGUCGUUUGGGGGGAUACAGAUUCAAAACAAAGAUACAAAAGAAAACACUUAGUCCAAAAUGGCAAGAGGAAUUUAAAAUUCCCAUAUUAACAUGGGAGUCUAGCAACAUGCUGGUUAUUGAAGUUCGUGACAAGGACCAUUUCUAUGAUGAUAACCUCGGGGACUGUUCUGUGAACAUCAAUGAUCUUAGGGAUGGGCAAAGCCAUGAUAUGUGGCUGCCACUUCAGAACGUAAAAAUGGGGAGGUUGCAUUUGGCAAUAACUAUUCUUGAUAACAAUGAAAAGGUAGUUGAUAAUAUAUGUGGUCAGGAAACUGCAGACAUCGAAGAAAGAAAAGAUUCCUAUGCAAAUGAGACUACUAAUAAAAGUUCCUUCUCAUCUGCUUCAUCUGACAAAUCCCCCAAGAUGGCAGAUAACUAUGAGCCUGUAGAUGUCGAUGGUCAAAAGGAAACAGGAAUUUGGGUUCAUCACCCAGGAAGUGAAGUUUGCAAAACUUGGGAACCAAGAAAAGGGAAGAGUCGACGCCUCGAUACAGAAAUUCGCGGGGAGCCUAAUGAUUUAGAUGGUAACCGCAAUUCAACUGCCUCUGGCCCGUUGAACAAUGACAGCAGCAGUCCUGAUGACAAUACUGAAGAUAAACAUCUAAGGAGAUCAUUUAGAAGGGGCCUGCACAAUAUUAGUUCAGUAUUUCGCAGGAGUAAAAAAAGGGAUGAUAAGUCAGAUCCUAUCAGCGAGGAGUUUUCGUCACCACGUGUUAACAUUAGGUCAGUCAAUGAAAAGGGGGUCGGUGUGCAGUUUAUUAUGGAGGAUCACAUUUCUGGCUUUCCCACUGGUAAGAUUCAGGUAGAAGGCGGAUCAACUGAAGGGAGUGGUCCUGAUAGCCCAGCCAAGGGAAAUGUAAAGGAUAUGGCGAAGAAUAUUUUGAAGCAUGCAGAGAAAUCGGCUCGCAGCUUAAAGCAUGCUAUUUCUCGUAAAUCAGGGAAAUAUAAAGGCGAGUUACCAACAGCUCCAGAGGGAGAAAAUGAAUCCGACUCUACGGAUGAUGAAUCUCUUUCCGCUCAGUCACCCAUAGAUGAAAGAACUACCAUUGCUUCCCAGGCCACAGUCUCAGGCAACAAUGGUUCCCCCAAUUCCAGGGUGAAUGUGGUUCAAUCAGUUCCGUCUAACACAGUCUCAGGCAACAUUGGUUCCCCCAAUUCCAGGGUGAAUGUGGUUCAAUCAGUUCCGUCUAACACGGCUGUGGAGGGUGAAGCUCCAGUGGAGAACACCAAACUUGAAGUAGUGCCGGAAAAGGCAUCCUCCCCUGACAGGUCUGGUGAAGAAUUUAUUAAAUCUGAUCAGCUGGAGCGUGAUAAAGAGGAAAUUGUGGCAGAUAAAUGAGAUGUUGUCAGUUUCUUCAGCUGAUGAAUGGCUUGGCAAGUUUAUAUUUUGUCCAGCAUUCUAUAGUUGUGUUCUUGUCUGUACAGCUUUUCACUUUUAUAGUCCUUGGGAUAGUUAAUAGCCAUAGGUCAUGUAACAUAUGUUCUGUAUCAGGUGCUGGAAAGUUUUAUUUUCAGUAGAGGUUUGUUAGCUUGCAAAACUUACACAAGGAAAAAAGAUAAAAGAUAUGCAAUCUGUUUUGUCCCCUUACAGCAUUUAUAGAGUUGGCAUUUACCAACUUUUUUAUGGUCCACGGUGUCUCAUGCACUUGUAAGACAUGAGAAAUACAGUAUUAUGGUUGACCCUUUUCUGUAUCCUUGAGUGAGUGUGAUACUAAGGAGGCGAGCGAUUUGACAUUAA
Molecule: messenger RNA, 3056 nt
Organism: Lotus japonicus
Lineage: Eukaryota; Viridiplantae; Streptophyta; Magnoliopsida; Fabales; Fabaceae
Product: C2 domain-containing protein At1g53590-like
Exons: 12
Coding region: 348-2657 (769 amino acids)
Molecular function (GO): lipid binding
Source: RefSeq, a predicted model, not a curated record